AUGGCGACUGGAUUUCGCAAAGCAGCUGCAGCCACUGUUAGAAAAAAAUCAUCAGGACCAAAAUUUGAAUUAACUGAAGAACAAAAAGUUGAUAUAAAAGAUGCUUUUGAUUUAUUUGAUACAGAAGGCACUGGUAAAAUUGAUACAAAAGAACUUAAGGUUGCUAUGAGGGCUCUUGGUUUUGAGCCUAAAAAAGAAGAAAUUAAAAAAAUGAUUGCUGAUGUCGAUAAAGAUGGAUCAGGGAAAUUGUCUUAUGAAGAAUUUUUAAAUUUAAUGACUAUUAAAAUGGCUGAUAAAGAUACUAAAGAGGAAAUAUUAAAAGCAUUUAGAUUAUUUGAUGAUGAUGACACAGGAAAAAUAUCUUUUAAAAAUAUUAAAAGAGUAGCUAAAGAACUGGGGGAAAAUUUAACAGAUGAAGAAUUGCAAGAAAUGAUUGACGAAGCUGAUAGAGACGGAGAUGGUGAAGUAAAUCAAGAAGAAUUUUUUAGGAUUAUGAAGAAAACAAGUUUAUAUUAA
This is a messenger RNA of Pediculus humanus corporis (human body louse), 516 nucleotides long. RefSeq names its product Centrin-1, putative. Gene Ontology annotation, molecular function: calcium ion binding. Lineage: Eukaryota; Metazoa; Arthropoda; Insecta; Psocodea; Pediculidae. The record is from RefSeq and is a predicted model, not a curated record. The transcript is spliced from 2 exons. Gene Ontology annotation, biological process: mitotic cell cycle; centriole replication. The coding region runs from base 1 to 516 and encodes 171 amino acids. Gene Ontology annotation, cellular component: centrosome; centriole.